This is a messenger RNA of Neltuma alba, 947 nucleotides long. RefSeq lists its product as uncharacterized. The transcript is spliced from 5 exons. The coding region runs from base 141 to 803 and encodes 220 amino acids. The record is from RefSeq and is a predicted model, not a curated record. Lineage: Eukaryota; Viridiplantae; Streptophyta; Magnoliopsida; Fabales; Fabaceae.
UCGAUUGCGGCUAGGAUUGAGGUACGAAGUCACGGAGUUCAGGCUCCAGGGGAAUGAAUGCUUUUUAAGCUCAGUAGCUACGGGAUCUUUUCUUGCUUCAAGGCCAGCUAUUCUCUUCUUGUCACAACCUUUUGCUGAAUAUGGCAGGUCGUGGUUCAAAGCGUGAUAGAACACACUUGAGCUCUUCAUCUUCUCCACAAUUAUCUGACCAACUCAACAAAUUCCCUAUUCAAACAUCUUCUCUACCUAUUGGUGAAGCAUCUACUAGAUCUCCAGUUAUAAAUGAAGAAUGUAGCAGACCCUUGUCAUCCCACGGAUUAUCUUCAGUUAUGACUCAGUCAUAUAAUAGACUUUCAUUAUCAUCUCGAGCAUCAUCUCCUCAUAUCCCAUCUCCUGGAACUGAAAAUUCGUAUCCCCCCACUUCUCCAGCCCCUCCUACCUUUUCACCAUCAGGUUAUGAUUCUUCAGAUGGUCGAACAUGGAUAUAUCCUGAGAAGAAAACGUUUAAUCCUGCUGUUGCUACUGUACGAAAUAUUCUUCCUGUUAUUCAAGAGAAAUUUGACCAUCCAUGUUUCAGCUGGAAAGCGACACCACCUGAAUAUAAGAAAAUGUGGUUUGAUGAAUGGGCGUGUGCAGAAAUUUUAAGAAAUACAAUGCACACUGUUAGGCAAGACUUGUAUCAAAAACAAGUUGGGGCUAAGUGGAUUCCACGUCAAGUGAUGACCGAGCUAGAGAGAAUAUGGGCAUCAGAAGAUUACAAGGCUAAGUGUGAGAUUGCCAAGGCUAUUGAGCCUCAACUAUAGGAGGCACUCAACACAAAGGUGGAAGUAUUCCUAAUACUAAGCAUAAGAGGAGACUGGUAAGAACUUAUCUUCAAAUUAAAUUGUUAUUUGUUUAAUGCAUAUAUAAUACAUCUUGGUAAAUAAUUGCAGGCUUUGGAGUUAGGA